Messenger RNA from Phoenix dactylifera (date palm), 2874 nucleotides. The record is from RefSeq and is a predicted model, not a curated record. Lineage: Eukaryota; Viridiplantae; Streptophyta; Magnoliopsida; Arecales; Arecaceae.
AUGGAUGGAAGGAGGAGGUUUCGGGAAGAAGGCUUUGUGGAAGAAACUAGGGGGUUUGUGCCACAAGAGAAGGGGAUGAGAAAACCCAAGAUAGACUUUCCCAAGUUUAGUGGUGGAGACCCAUAUGAAUGGAUGGAUAAGGCGGAACAAUACUUCGAUGUGUAUGAGGUCCCAAGAGGAGAUAGGGUCACACUUGCUAGCUUCCAUCUUGACGGAAGGGCUAGUAGAUGGUGGAGGUGGAUCCGGGAUCUCUAUGAGAAAGAUGACAAAAGACUUGGAUGGACGGCCUUUGUAAAGGAGUUUAUGUCACAAUGGGAACCUUCUCCCGUUGUGAACCAUCAUGGCCAACUAGCCAAGUUAAAGCAAGAAGGAAAAGUGCAAGCCUACAUCGACGAGUUUCGGCUACUCCAAACUAUGGUGAGUGGGUGGUCCGAAGAAGCCCUCCUAGGCACUUUUCUUGAUGGGUUGAAGCCGUGGCUAUCCAAAGAAUUGAAACUCAAACAACCUACGCGGUUUCAAGAGGCAAUGAGAAUGGCGGAAAUCUUGGACCAAAGCUAUGGUCCCGAAAGAAGAAUGACAAAGGAAGGCUCCCAUUCCAAGGCCACCAUGCCCUUGCCACCAAAAGGGCCUUGGAAGGGAAAGGAAGAAGCCGGAAGAAGCCACAAAGAUCGGCCCCAACAAAUCAAGAAGUUAUCAAGAGAGGAGCUCCAAGAUUAUGUCAAGAAGGGCCUUUGCUUCAAAUGUGGAGACAAAUGGAGUCGGGGCCAUCAAUGCAAGUCCGGCCAAGCCUUUCUUCUUGAUGUCGGCUCCGAUGAGGAGGAAGCCACUACGGAAGCUUCGGAGGAUGAUGAUGAGCAUGAAGAUGAAGGAAACUAUAGCCCGAAAGAGGAAGAGGCCGAGCUUUCUUUGCAUGCCUUGUCGGGGGUGCAAAGACCGUCCACCAUGCGCUUGAUGGCAUGGGUGGGCAAGCAUGAGGUUUCUCUCUUGGUAGAUAGCGGCUCUUCUCACAACUUCAUCAACUCCGGCAUUGUGAGGAAAGUUGGCUUGAAGGGAGCGGCGGUAGAACCCUUUGAAGUCAAAGUGGCAAGUGGAGAAAAGCUCCGAUGUGAGGAAGUAGUAAGGGAUGUUUGCAUGAAUAUCCAAGGGGUGAGAAUCAAAGCCGACCUACACAUCUUGCAACUAGUCGGCCUUGACGUGGUGUUGGGGAAUGCAUGGCUUCGAAGCUUGGACAAGGUGCUAACCGACUAUAGCACCAUGACCAUGGAGUUCAAGAUUGGAGGACAAAAGAAGAAAUGGACCGCCAUGAGCAACAAAGAGGUGCGGUCUUGUGAAGCCAAUAUGUUAGAGAGGCUAUGCAAGGGUGGAGCAUCUUGCUUUGCCAUCUUGAUGACCGGCCAACAUUAUGAAGGAAGCCACCAAGAAGAAGAUGAAAUGAAGGGGGUUCCUCCAAGAAUCCGGAGCCUACUUGAAGCCCAUCAAGGAGUCUUGAAGGUACCCACUACCUUGCCGCCCCAAAGAAGUUUUGAUCAUCCCCUCCGGCUCAAGAAUGAAUCGACACCGGUGAACGUCCCACCCUACCGGUAUGCCCACUUUCAAAAAGGGGAAAUAGAGAGGCAAGUGGAGGAGAUGCUCAAGCAAGGUUUGAUCCAACAUAGCACUAGUCCUUUUUCUUCUCCGGUGCUACUUGUUAGAAAGAAGGAUGGAACUUGGAGAUUUUGCACCGACUAUAGAGCCUUAAAUGAAGCCACCAUCAAGGAUCGAUUUCGCAUUCCCACGGUGGAUGAAAUGCUAGAUGAGCUUCAUGGCGCGAAGAUCUUCACCAAGUUGGACUUGAGGUCCGGAUACCACCAAAUCCGGAUGAAGAAGGAAGAUGUGCACAAGACGGCGUUCCGAACCCACUCGGGACAUUAUGAAUACCUUGUAAUGCCAUUCGGCCUUUGCAACGCACCCUCUACAUUACAAGCUACCAUGAAUGAGGUAUUUCGGGCCUACUUGAGGAAGUUUGUUUUGGUAUUCUUCGAUGAUAUUUUGGUCUACUCUCGGACCAUGGAGGAGCAUGAGGAGCAUCUUGGAGUGGUGCUCCGCCUUUUGGAGAAGCACCACUUCUAUAUUAAAGCCUCCAAGUGUGCAUUUGCCCAACCGGAGCUAGAAUAUUUGGGCCACUUCAUUUCGGGAGAAGGGGUAAGAGUUGACCAAAGGAAGAUUGAAGCCAUGGUGGAUUGGCCACUACCCAAGAACAUCUCGGCCUUGAGGGGAUUCUUGGGAUUGACCGGCUACUACCGAAGAUUUGUGAAGAACUAUGGGUUGAUUGCCAAACCUUUGACCGCCAUGUUGAAGAAAGGAGAAUUUGAAUGGACCCCGGAAUCAAGAGAAGCCUUUGACAACUUGAAGAGGGCCAUGACACAAACACUAGUCCUAGCUCUCCCGGACUUCUCCAUCCCAUUUGAAGUCUACACCGAUGCUAGUGGGGAUGGCAUUGGUGCGGUUCUAGUGCAACAAAAGAGACCCUUAGCCUUUCUUUCAAAAGCCUUGGGGCCCAUGAAGAAGGCUUGGGGAACAUAUGCAAGGGAGCUACUAGCACUUGUGCAUGCCGUCAAAGUAUGGAGACUUUAUUUGCUUGGAAAAAAGUUCACCAUUGUUACCGACCAACAAGCACUAAGGCACCUCUUGGAGCAAAAGAUUGUGACCCCGGAGCAACAAAAAUUCUUAGUCAAGUUGCUUGGCUUUGAGUAUAAUAUUGUAUACCAACCCGGGAAGGAGAACAAAGUGGCGGAUGCACUCUCAAGAAAAGAAGGAAGUCCCAUGCUAUUGAUGGCCGAAGGAGAAGAGCCAACUUCCAUGGCUCUUAGUGGGAUUGUGUUAUGGGGGAAUUGA